Quercus robur (English oak) is the source of this 1182-nucleotide messenger RNA. RefSeq lists its product as uncharacterized. Bases 90 to 1046 code for a protein of 318 amino acids. NCBI's taxonomy places the organism in Eukaryota, Viridiplantae, Streptophyta, Magnoliopsida, Fagales, Fagaceae. The transcript has 4 exons. The record is from RefSeq and is a predicted model, not a curated record. Gene Ontology annotation, molecular function: zinc ion binding.
GGUAUCCUAGGUGUGAUGCACUAACCAACAAUGGAUGUGAAAAUUUUAAUUCUCAAAUAUUGGAGUUUAGGGAUAAACCAAUAAUCACUAUGUUGGAGGAGAUUAGAUUGCAUCUGAUGGCUUAUUAUAUUAAGAAGAAGGAGAAAAUUGCAAGGUAUCAAGGACCUAUAUGUCCUAGAAUCCAAAACAAGUUAGAGAUUGAAAAAAUUAAUAGUACAAAUUGGGUUCCAGUUUGGUGUGGGGAUAGCAAUGAAUCAAAGUUUGAAGUAUCAAAAUUGCCUGACAAGUAUGUAGUUGACAUAAAGCAGCGUACAUGCUCAUGUGGAUCAUGGGACCUUACUGGGAUUCCUUGUGCACAUUCUAUAGCUGCAUUGGGAUAUAUGGGUCAUACGAUUGAAGAUUAUGUGCAUCAUUGCUAUAGUAUGGAGUCCUUAACCCAAACUUAUGGGUCAUGUAUAUACCCUAUUAAUGGUCCCAAGUUGUGGCCACAGAGUAAUAGAGAAACCAUACUCCCUCCUAAAAAAGUAAGACAAGGGGGUAGGCCUAAAAAGAAGAGGAAGAAAGAACUUGGUGAGCUAAACAAUCCAUAUAAGAUAAAGAGGAGAAUUGGCCAUGUUAAAUGUAGCCAAUGUGGAACAGUAGGCCAUAACAAGAGGAGGUGCAAUCCUGCUACUCAAUCUAGCAAACAAUUACGAAUGAGAGAGCAAAAUGUAACAACACACUGUUUGGAAAACCAAGAACAUGGGACAUCUUCAAGCCAUAUAGAACCUACUAAUGGGGCAGCACCUCCAUCACAACCAAGCCAUGGAGCAUAUGCAAGCCAGCAUAGUCAAAAAAUACCUGUUAGGAAAAGAAAUGUCACAACACAAAGUCAGCCAACACCCCAAUGUGAAGGAGUCCAUCAAAGUCAACCAGUAUCUCAGGUUGGACCCAACGAAGUUACCAGAAGUUACAGUUUUGGAGUAUCAGUAGAGACAAUGGCUGCUGCAAGUGAGACAUCCAGAAGAAUUACAAAAUUUUAUAAGAAUGCACAAUUGCAAAAGUGAACAGUGAACGAUAUUUGUUGUGGUUAAAUGUGCAGAAGUGAAGGUGCUUGUGGAGAUAAAUUUGUAUUUUGAAGUGGAUGGAACUCUUAGAUAUUUUUUUGUUAUUAUUUGAAAUAGUUCAAGGAUUACUACUAUU